Molecule: messenger RNA, 3330 nt
Organism: Malaclemys terrapin pileata
Lineage: Eukaryota; Metazoa; Chordata; Testudines; Emydidae
Product: toll-like receptor 13
Exons: 1
Coding region: 1-2859 (952 amino acids)
Biological process (GO): immune response; toll-like receptor signaling pathway; inflammatory response
Cellular component (GO): membrane
Molecular function (GO): protein binding; transmembrane signaling receptor activity
Source: RefSeq, a predicted model, not a curated record
AUGUUGUUCCUGCAGCUUUUCUCUGCUUUGAUUUUCUUCAGCCAAGGCCAAGGAGUGGCUCCUUACUCACUGCAGAACUGUAUGGUCCAUGGAAAGUGGAGCAAAACGAUAAAGGUGCUGUGCUAUCAUCAGAACUUGUCACAAGUCCCAAGUGAUCUUCCCUGGAAUGUAAGCAGCUUAGAUCUGUCUGAGAAUCGGAUUGCAAGCCUGAGGCAGAGUGACUUCAGCAAACUGAGUCUGUUGCAAGUCUUGAAUGUUUCUCAGAACCAAAUUCAUCUAAUUGAAGAAGGCACUUUUACUCACACAAGUAGCCUAAAGAUCUUGAACCUCACUUCAAACCAGCUGAGAGUUCUUUCCAGCUCUAUGUUUGAUGGGCUGGGGAAUCUUACAGUCUUGCUACUUAGGAAAAAUAAUAUUGACAGGAUUGAGCCAUCUGCCUUUGCCCGCCUGAUGAAGUUAAAGGUAAUUGAUUUAUCAUCAAACAAGUUACGUUCUCUGAAUGCUUUGGAUGUUGUGUUUAAGGUAAAAUCUUUGGAAGAGCUGCACAUAAGAGAGAACAAUAUAACACAUUUCACGACCAAAGAUAAUGUGCCCAUGUGGCUUCGUGAACUGGAUGCAUCCCAUAACCCAAUCUCUUUCAUUGAUGUUGCAACUGAUGCUUUGUAUAGACUUCUUUCACUGGAUUUAUCUUUCUCUGGCACCCAUAACCACAUUACAUGGAUUAUACAAGACCCUUGUUUCCUGAAAGGGUUAAAGAGAUUAUAUUUAGGAGGGAUAUUUAUGACACCACUAGACAUAUUGACUGUGGUUCAAAAACUGAAUUGCUCUUUGCUAGAGGAGAUCCACCUAAAUGAGUUGAACUUGACUGAUUCUGACAAUCUCAUAGAAAAGGUAUGCCUUUGGCACCGCAAUGUCAAGACUCUUAACUUACAAGGCAAUAAAUUUGAAAGCAUUAAAGGAAUUGUCUUUGAAAACUGCACUCAUCUAUGGCAUUUGGAUCUGGCACACAACAGGUUAAAAGUGGUGCCGUGUAUAUCUUUUCAGCCCCUGAAUUCUUUACAGAGUCUUUCCUUGGCAAACAAUGAGUUCACUGAAGUACCAAAUGCAACUUCGAAUAUACUGUCUCUGAAAAGUCUGGAUCUCAGCUUUAACCAAAUUAGGGAAAUUGUCCCAAAUGACUUUGCCAAUCUAAAGAACCUGGAGCACCUCACUCUAGCUGGAAACAGAAUCACUAAGAUCAACUCAGAUUUGUUUCCGGAUCUACACAAUUUGUUGGAAUUAAAUUUGGGAACGAACCUCCUUUUGGAAAUCUCACGACCUUUUUCAGAUAGUUUAGGGAAGCUGGAAAAAAUGGAACUAGCAGGAAAUAAGAUGAGCUCCAUCAAGAAAGAAACUUUUAGGAAUCUGACUUCUCUGCAGUUUCUUAGCCUGCUGGACAACCAAAUUAGCACAAUAGAACCUGGAGCCUUUGAAGGUCUGAGCCACCUGCAGACACUGCUUCUUGGAACUAAUAAGAUCACCAAGGAAACUUUGCAGAAAGGCAUCUUCCAGGGAGUAAACUCAUUGGUUGACCUUCAGCUUUUUGAAAAUUACAUCUCCUAUGAGACAUCUGAAGAACUUGACAACCCUCCCUUCAUUCUCCUGAAGUCCUUAAAAUAUCUCUCUCUGAACAGCCAACGUCACAGAGGGCUUCUGAAUUUCCCAUCUAACUUCUUGCAGGGGUUGGAAUCAAUAGUGAGAAUCCAUGCAGGCAACUUGCCCAUCACUGAUUUGGAUCCAGCCACCUUUAGUUACACCCCUACGCUCCAAGAACUGGAUUUGAGCUGUAAUCCUAUCAAUCCCAUUAGCCCAGCUCUGCUCCAGCCUGGACCGAAGCUGACAGAGCUACAUCUCAAUAAAAUAGGGCUGCAGUCUCUUGAUUUUGUUCUCCACGUAAACUUUUCUAAGCUGUCCAUACUCAGGGUGUCUGGAAACAAACUAAAUGUAAUUGAACUUAAACACAUAAGGGCUUUACCUUACCUUACCUUUUUGGAUCUUAGACAAAAUCCUUACACUUGUUCUUGCGAUAACCAAAUGUUCCUCAGUUGGUCUCUUCAUGACUUAAAAACUCAAGUGCUCUAUUUCUACCAGUACACCUGUGCUUUCCCACUUGCCAGUAAGGGAAGGAAACUAUGGGCCUUCCACACCUCCUCCUGCACAGUCAACCAUGAGUUUAUCCUGUUUGUUACGAAUACAACCACAAUUAUUUUGCUGAUGAUAGUAUGCAUCUGUUUUCGCUGGAGGUGGCAAGGGAUUUAUGCUUACCACCUGCUACUUGCCUAUAUUCAUGACAAGAGGUACAAAAGGAUGAGGCAACAAACAAAAUACGACUAUGAUGCGUUUGUCUCCUACAACACGCAUGACCAGGAGUGGGUGAUCAAUGAGCUCCUUCCCACACUGGAAGACAAAUACCACUGGAGGCUAUGUCUGCACCAUCGUGACUUUGAACCAGGGAAGUGCAUCCUGAAGAACAUUGUGGAAAACAUCUAUGCCAGCAGGAAGACCAUUUGUGUCAUAACCCGCCACUACCUGGAAAGUGAGUGGUGCUCUAAGGAGAUCCAGAUAGCCAGUUUUCGCCUCUUUGAUGAACACAAGGAUGUCCUGAUCCUGAUUUUCCUGGAACAGAUCCCCAGUGGUAGUCUAUCAUCCUACCACAGAAUGAGAAAGCUGGUGAAGAAGAAAACAUACCUCAUGUGGCCCCAGGAGGAGAAGGAGAUUCCACUGUUUUGGCAUAAACUCAACAUGGCCUUGAAGACAAGUGAGGGGAAAGAGGAUGAAGAUCCUAUUUUGUCUGGGAUCAUUCCAGAUGAAGAUCAGUAAAGACAGUGGCCUGCGGUGACUCUCUCUGUCUGCUUAUGACAUUUCUGAUGGGGCCAUCUCUGCGAUUUCUAGAUAUCAGCCUGGAUAUUGAAGACACUAAUGUCCAGUAUUUGAAAUUAUUUGGCUUCCCCUCACUGCAGAGGACUGUGACAGUGGCACUUGCAUUACAAAGAGGUUAGUACUAAAACCACCUGCACAUUGCCAGGCCACGGUUGAGGCUUAUAGACUGUGCCAGUGACUGUAUGUGUGUGUGAAGCUUGCAUUGAUACUAUGUGUUUUUGUACCUGUUCUGUGGCUAAACAGAAGCCUUGAGUCUGCAGGGCCAUCAAGCUUAAUUUACUGAAAUUUGUUAAUUGGGUUUUAAUGCGCUUUAAAAAUGUAAAAGAAAGAAAGAAAGAAAGAAAGAAAGAAAGAAAGAAAGAGCUCAGUAGCAAAGCUAAGUAAUUGUGAACCAAAGAGAGCAAACCUGGG